Oncorhynchus keta (chum salmon) is the source of this 9203-nucleotide messenger RNA. RefSeq names its product membrane-associated guanylate kinase, WW and PDZ domain-containing protein 1-like. Bases 340 to 4773 code for a protein of 1477 amino acids. The record is from RefSeq and is a predicted model, not a curated record. NCBI's taxonomy places the organism in Eukaryota, Metazoa, Chordata, Actinopteri, Salmoniformes, Salmonidae. Gene Ontology annotation, molecular function: protein binding. The transcript is spliced from 22 exons. Gene Ontology annotation, biological process: signal transduction. Gene Ontology annotation, cellular component: cytoplasm.
AUAGCUCACAUUGGUUUAGGCUCUAAACUGGGCUGGACCUUUAAUUUGCUUUGCUCUGCUUGUAGAGCUUUGAAGGAAAGAAAGCAGCUGCCUAUAGCUGCCUGUGUGUGCCUGCAUGAGCUAGCGGGGGAGUAGGGUAGGACUAUGUUAACAGAAGAAUGACUAGAUGAUCCAUGGAUGGUUUUGGGUGGAGGAAGACCCAUAGAUUUCAGCCUGUUUGGAUGUAUGCUGCUAGGAAUAUUUCUGUGGAAUAAAAGAGAGGGAGAGGAGCAGGAAAGCCACUGAGGUACGACACGCCCCCCUCGAGACGGUGAGGUCCCUGGGGUUGAUUACAACUUUAUGUCCAUAGAGGACUUCCUAAAUCUUGAGCAGUGUGGAACACUACUGGAAAUAGGAACGUAUGAAGGUAACUAUUAUGGGACCCCCAAGCCGCCGAGGCAGCCCGUGGUUGGGACAGUGAUUUUCAGUGAUGCUGUGCUCCUCAACGGCCCCCCAGGCUCCCAGCAGUCAACUCCCAAGCACACCAAGUCUUACAAUGACAUGCAAAACGCCCGAGUAGUGCCUGCUGACUACGAGGAUGACGACCAGGCCACGGAAAUGAACAACAGUUUUACAGGAUCCUUAGUGCGUAGUCUCUUCCCCUCUCCCUUGUUGUGCACAGGUAACUCUAGCGACCAGGACGAGAGCCGCGGCGGUGUUCUUCAGCCAUAUCCCGCGCGCGAGAAUGCUCCGUCCUAUGGUCUGAACAACGUGGCCGCCCCCACCUCGGACAACGGGCAGCAGACACAUGCCCAACCCCAGGCCUCUCCUGAAGACCCCCUGGGACCCCUGCCAGACAACUGGGAGAUGGCCUACACAGAGAAUGGAGAAGUCUACUUUAUAGACCACAACACAAAGACCACAUCGUGGAUCGACCCCCGGUGUCUUGAGAAAACUCUGAAACCUCUGGAAGAGUGUGAGGAUGAUGAAGGGGUACAUACCGAGGAACCAGACAAUGAACUAGAGCUGCCUGCAGGAUGGGAGAAGAUAGAUGACCCAGUGUAUGGGGUGUACUACGUAGAUCACAUCAACAGGAAGACCCAGUAUGAGAACCCCAUAGUGGAGGCUAGGCGCAGGAUGCAGCUGGAGCAGCAGCAGCCGCAGCCUCCUGAAGGUGAGCGGUACAUUCGAGAGUGGAUAGAGGAGCACUCCUCAGCUGGUGCUCCCCUGGCCAACUAUGCCAAUAACCACCUAGAGACGUACCGCGACCCGCAGGUCCCGCCCCCACUGCCCCCUGCUCUGGGAGGGGCCAAACGAGGGAAGCCAUUCUUCACACGGAACCCAGCAGAGCUGAAGGGAACUUUCAUCAACACCAAACUGAAGAAGAGCCGCCGCGGAUUCGGCUUCACCGUAGUUGGGGGCGAUGAGCCGGAUGAGUUCCUGCAGAUCAAGAGUUUAGUCCUGGAUGGUCCUGCUGCUGUGGAUGGGAAGAUGGAGACAGGUGACGUGAUAGUGAGUGUGAACGACACCAUCGUUCUGGGCUACACCCACGCCCAGGUGGUGAAGAUUUUCCAGUCCAUCCCGAUCGGCUCCAUGGUGGACCUGGCCCUGUGCCGCGGCUACCCCUUGCCAUUUGACCCUGAUGACCCCAACACCAGCCUGGUGACCUCCGUGGCCAUCCUGGACAAGGAGCCCAUCAUCGUCAAUGGCCAGGAGAGCUACGACUCUCCGUCCAGCCACGGCAGUCAGACCGGAGGGCCUGUUAACGGGAUGAGGGAGCCGCGGGCCCACAGUCCCUCGGCAGAGGUGGUGUCCAACGGCUCUCACGGCUACUCCUCCAGCGACGUGGUCACCCUGGCAUCAUCCAUCGCUGGGCAACCAGAGCUAAUCACAGUGCACAUGGAGAAAGGCGAUAAGGGCUUUGGAUUCACCAUCGCUGACAGCCUGACGGGAGGGGGUCAGAGGGUGAAACAGAUCGUGGAUUACCCCCGCUGCAGGGGCCUGAAGGAGUCAGACAUUCUGAUGGAGGUGAACAAGAGGAAUGUCCAGAACAUGAGCCACAACCAGGUGGUGGACCUGCUCAGCAAGUGUCCCAGAGGGAGCGAGGUCACCAUGCUGGUGCAGAGAGGAGUGGUGGCGGCCAAGAGGAGCCCCAAGCUGGUGCAGCAGCUGGAGAGGAAGGACAGUCAGAGCAGCUCCCAGCACAGUGUGUGCAGCCAUCGCAGCACCCACACAGACUCCCCCAGCCACCCCCCCUCCAACAUGCCCAGUGAGGCCAUGGCCCCCCCUCCGGCCGCACCCACUCAGCCGCUGCCUGGCUUGCCUCCGCUGCCCACCCAGGACCCUGGAGAUGGCACCAUGACCCUCCAGAAGAAGCCAGACCCCUUCAAGAUCUGGGCCCAGUCCAGGAGCAUGUAUGAGAGCAGACAGCCAGAUUGCCAGGAGCAGGAGAUUUUCCUGUGGCGGAAGGAUACAGGAUUUGGGUUCCGCAUCCUUGGAGGAAAUGAGCCUGGGGAGCCGAUCUACAUUGGACACAUAGUGAAGUAUGGUGCAGCAGAUGAGGACGGACGCCUGCGUUCUGGUGACGAGCUCAUCUGUGUGGACGGCACGGCGGUGGUGGGGAAGUCCCACCAGCUGGUGGUGCAGCUGAUGCAGCAGGCCGCCAAGCAGGGCCACGUCAACCUCACCGUCCGACGCAAGAGCUCUGGAUACGGAGUUUCGAAAGGGGAGGGUGACGUGCCCCCGUCCCCUGCCUCGUCCCACCACAGCAGCACCCAGGCCCCCUCCCUGACGGAGGGCAAGCGGACCCCCCAGGGCAGCCAGAACUCCCUCAACACGGUCAGCUCUGGCAGUGGCUCCACCAGUGGCAUCGGCAGUGGGGGAGGAGGUGGCUCCGGCAGUGCUGUGGUCACCGCAGCCCUGCAGCCCUAUGACGUGGAGAUCCAACGUGGAGAGAAUGAGGGUUUCGGAUUCGUCAUUGUGUCAUCUGUCUCUAGGCCUGAUGCUGGGACUACGUUCGCUGGAAAUGCAUGUGUGGCCAUGCCCCACAAAAUAGGGCGCAUCAUCGAGGGGAGCCCAGCGGACCGCUGUGGGAAGCUGAAGGUGGGCGACCGCAUCUUGUCUGUCAACGGCUGCUCCAUUACCAACAAGUCCCACUCGGACAUCGUCAACCUGAUCAAGGAGGCCGGGAACACAGUCUCUCUGAGGAUCAUUCCUGGCGAUGAGUCCUCCAACGCGUCUCUGUUGACCAACGCUGAGAAGAUUGCCACCAUCACCACCACGCACACACCCCAAACUGCCACGGAGCCUCGGAACAACUCAAAGUCGAAACAGGCUCCUCCUCCACCUCCUCCAACACAAGCUCAGCCCUCACAGGAUGCAGAGUUCUACUCUGUGGAUCUGGAGCGGGACAGUAAAGGCUUUGGGUUCAGCCUGAGAGGAGGACGGGAGUACAACAUGGACCUAUAUGUGUUGAGGCUGGCUGAGGACGGGGCGGCUGGCAGGAAUGGCAAGAUGAGGGUGGGAGAUGAGAUCCUGGAGAUCAACGGCGAGAGCACAAAGAACAUGAAGCACGCACGGGCCAUCGAGCUGAUCAAGAAUGGUGGCCGGAGGGCACACCUGGUCCUCAAGAGGGGCGAUGGAUCUGUACCUGAAUAUGACUCCAGCCAUGACGGGCACUCUCCCACACCCGGGGCACAAAACUCUCCGGAAGUGACAACCCUGCCACCAAACAGCCGAUAUCACACCUCAUCGGAGUCAAGUUAUCCACAAGACCUUCACAAACCAUCACGCCACAAGGAUGCUGCGCAGGGCCGAGACAGGGACAGGAUGGAGCACCAGGGCCGGCACUUUAACCCCCACCACCAUCACACCUGGAACAACAAUCACAGCCAUACCACCCCCAGCCAACACUACCCUGAAAACAGCGGCGGCAACAAUAAGAAGAGCCGGGGACGCAAAGUCAACAAGUCAGAGUCAGAGAGCGGCAUCUCAAAACUAUUAAAGACUCUGCGUAAGGACAGCUCUAGGAAGAAGGCUGCAGCUGCAGCGGCAGCUACAGAACGAGAGCGGGAGCUCUCCGCUAGUAGCAGUACUCUAGACCCGAGGUACAGUCGACCACGCCGCAGCUCCCUCGACCGUUCGCCCACCCGUAAACAUAAAGCCUCCCCUGACCGACGGCGGUCCAAGUCCAUGGAUCGCAGGGUCGAGCGAGCACACCGAGACCGCACACCCGAAAAGGAGAACGAGGACGGAGGUUUCCUCAGUCAUGCGGCUACUCCUGAACAACCACUCUAUGACCGCAGGCUCCUGAGGGAACCACAGACCCCGGGCCGAGCCUACUUAGAGGCCACCACCGCAGAGCGCCUGAACAAAAGGGCUUCCUCCCUGUCUCUUUCCAGGGGGUGGACUCCUGACAGAGGCAGUCUGAAGAACGGCAACCUCCUGAGGGACUCGCCGGUUGAGACGAGGGAGGAGAGGUAUGGGAUGAACGGAACGCCAGUGAGACGGUACAGAUCAGAGAGAGAUUCGUCUCCAGACAGCAGCUAUAGCAGGGAGGAGCUGAACUACUGCAGUACACUGAAGAACAAUGCCUCCACUCACAACCACACAGGCUACAACGCAGCAGGACACUGCAACAACGCAGCAGGACACAACAACACAGCAGGACACAACAAUACAGCAGGACACAACAACGCAGCAGGACACAACAACGGAGGAGGUCGCGCCCAGAACCAGUUCCCCGUGCCUAUGAGAAGGCUUUACAAAGAGAGCCCCAAGGACCUCAGCAUCUGAGUGGACAGAGCCUGGACCCUGGCCUCUCACCCCUCAACUUGUGUAGGCCACAGUACAUACACUGGACUUGGACUUCUGAGGAGAUUUACUUCCAAUCGCCUGGUUGAUUGAUUCAUUGAUUUGACUACAUGUGAGCCGGGACAGAGAUUCAUACCACAGCAGGAGUACAAUCUUUUUUUUGUUCGUACUGUAUGUUUUGCUUCUGUUCACAUUAUUUUGAGCAUUACGGCAGUUGUUAAUACUGUAGUGAAGGUAUGUGUAUGUGCCUAUCACAUCACAAAUGGCGAUUUAGCUUUUUUGGGCAUCUCUGUUUGGAACCUCAGAGGGAACACAUACAGUCGCUGGUGAAAGUCUACACACCGCUUGCAUAGUCUUCACAUUUUGCUGCCUCGAAAUGUAAUCAAAACAUUUAUUAAAUUAGAUUGGUAGAACAAUUAUCUACAAAACCUACUCCACAUUUUCAAAGUGAAAGAAAAAUUAUAGAACACCCCCCUCCAAAAAAUUGUUAUUGAUUCCAUGACUCUUAGCGCAACGUAUAUCCAUUGUUUUUGUCAAAAUUGCUCAAGCUCAGUAAAUGUGGUUGGGAAUCAUUGAUGGCCAGCAAUAUUUCAGGCUUGUUUCGGAUUUUCAAGCAAAUUUAAGUCAUCAUUGAGACUGGAAAACUCACACUUUUACACCUCUUCGAAAGCCCUCCUAGCGGGUCUUUGGUAUUAAAAUGUGUGUAAAUGUCCCGUGUGUAAAUGUCCCGCUGACAAAUAAAACUCUGUCCCAGGGUUAGGUUUUCAGAAAACUACGGCAGGUUUUUACCUGGGCUUUUUUUAUCCUGACAAACUCCCCUGCCCCUGCCAGCCUACCCAUAACAUGAUGCUGCCACCACAAUAAUCGAAAAUACAGAGAGUUUUCCUCUGUGUUGCAUUAGAUUUGAUUCAAAUCAGCAGUUUUUUAUUUAGUCCAAAAAGUAUUUGCUGUUUUGUCUUGCAGUAUUAUUUAACAGCCUUGUUGCAAACAUAAUUGAUGAUUUGGUGUGGAUUUUUUUGUUGUUGAAAGUCAUGUGUCAUCUGAUACACAACCCAACCAAGCCGCACUGCUUCUUAACACAGCGCGCAUCCAACCCGGAAGCCAGCCGCACCAAUGUGUCAGAGGAAACACUGUGCACCUGGCAACCUUGGUUAGCAUGCACUGCAUCCAGCCCGCCACAGGAGUCACUGGUGCACGAUGAGACAAGGAUAUCCCUACAGGCCAAGCCCUCCCUAACCCGGACGACACUAUGCCAAUUGUGCAUUGCCCCACGGACCUCCCGGUCGCAGCCGGUUAUGACAGAGCCUGGGCGCGUACCCAGAGUCUCUGAUGGCACAGCUAGCGCUGCAGUACAGCACCCUUUAACCACUGCGCCACCUGGGAGGCUUGAUGUGGAUGUUUUAACACAGGUUUCCUUCUUUUCACUUCAUCAUACAGGCCACUAAUGUGGAGUGAAUGCAAUGUUGGUGAUCCUCUGUAUUUUCAAGUAUUGUGGUGGCAGCAUCAUGUAAUGGGUAUUCUUGUCACUGACAGGAAAUGGGGUUGUCAGGAUCCCAAAAAAUAUAUGAAAGGAGCAAACCACAAGUCAAAAGUCUGAGAAAAGUCAGCCGUAGUCUUCUGAAAACCUAGAGGUAAUUAGUGCUAGACACACCAGAAUGGCUUUUCAGGAGGUGUUGAGUGAUCCAGUCUUAGUCAAGACUUAAAUAUUCUUUCAUAUCACAGACAAAGUUUGAAUAUUGCUUUCCACCUAUGAUUUCCCACCCAAAUUUACUGAGCUUGAGCAAAAACAAUGGAGCUAUGUUACCCUAAGAGUUGGUAAAAUCUUAUUCAAAAUUAUUCAGUUUUUAUGUUCUAUAAUAUUUCUUUCACUUAAUAAUUCUUGUGACUCUCAAACCCGGAUCCGGGAGCGUAAUCAUUGCCUCAAACUAAUUAGCAUAACGCAGCGGACAUAAAUCUUCCUAGAAAAUCUUCCUAUUCAUGAAAAUCACAAAUGAAAUAUAUUGAGACACAGCUUAGCCUUUUGUUAAAUCACACUGUCAUCUCAGAUUUUCAAAAUAUGCUUUACAGCCAACGCUAGACAAGAAUUUGUGUAAGUUUAUCAUGGCAUAAUGCAAUGCUAGGCUCUGCUGCCAGCAGGCAACAUUUUCACGAAAAUAAGAAAAGCAAUCAAAUUAAAUCAUUUACCUUUGAAGAACUUCGGAUGUUUUCACUCAGGAGACUCCCAGUUAGAUAGCAAAUGUUCCUUUUCUCCAAAAAGAUUAUUUUUGUAGGCGAAAUAGCUCCCGUUUGUUCUUCACGUUUGGCUGAGAAAUCGACCGGAAUUAUUUUCCAAAUUAGCUCCAUAAUAUCGACAGAAACAUGGCAAACGUUGUUUAGAAUCAAUCCUCAAGGUGUUUUUCACAUAUCUAUUCGAUAAUAUAUCCGUCGGGACAAUUGGUUUCUCAUAAGAAGCGAUUGGAAAAAUGGCAAGAUUUUCUGUGGGAGCCAUCAUGUGACCACUUGCUCAAUGUGGUCCCUUAUGGCUAUUCUUCAACAUAAAUGUGUAAAAAGACGUCACAAUGCUGUAGACACCUUGGGAAAUACGUAGAAAGCGUAAGCUCAUUCGUAGCCCAUUGACAGCCAUAUAAGGAGUCAUUGGCGUGAAGUGGUUUAAAAAAAUGCGGCACUUCCUGAUUGGAUUUUUAUCUGGGUUUCACCCGUAACAUCAGUUCUGUUGCACUCACAGACAAUAUCUUUGCAGUUUUGGAAACGUCAGAGUGUUUUCUAUCCAAAGCUGUCAAUUAUAUGCAUAGUCGAGUAUCUUGAUGUGACAAAAUAUCCCGUUUAAAACAAGGAACGUUUUUUAUCCAAAAAUUAAAAUACUGCCCCCUAGUCGCAAAAGGUUAUUAAAAAAUGUUUAGUAGGUUGUGUAGAUCUAUAGAAAAGAAAAUCCAAUGUAAUCCCUUUUUAGAUACAAAUGUUGUUAGCAAAAUGUGACGACUGCCAGAGGUAUGUAGACUUUCACUAGCGACUGUAUGUGUUCCCUCUGAGGUUUCAAACAUGCUCCUUACUGUGGUAACUGGUACUUCAUGGUGGGCUUGUUUUUAAUAUGUUUUUUUUGUGUCAUUUUCCACCUCAGAAUUGCUUUAUAAAGCAAACUAUAGCACAAGAUGUUGGUGGUAGUGACAUUUUAUGGACAAGUGGAAUGGACACUUGUUAUGGACAUACCUAAGUGAAUAUCAUACAAGAGUAAAGGCAAACUCACAUUUUUAUAACCAAUAGUAAUUUUAGAAAUAAUAUAUUUUAAAUCAAACUUUUUGCAUUUGUCCUGCUAUUUAUUUUAAAUUGGCACAUACCACAACGAAGCUUGGUUAAAGCUUAAAGGACCAAGUUAUAUGCCCCAUAACCUGAAAAUAAGAAUCUUUGUUAUCCCUGCUGGAUUUGCUGUAGAAUCGCCAAAGAGGGAAACUAACAUACAUCUCCUCUUCUCUCAGUCAGAGGUGUCUGAGUAGACUGCCUGUGGUGGAAAUAAACAAAGUUUUGUAUUCCUAUUCAGAGGAAAGUAGAAGCAACAUGUUAACUGACUGGAGCCUUGUAACAUGAAGCCUGUUUCACAGUUAUAAGCAACAUGGAGAGGUUGACUAAGAGAGGUCAAAUGGUUUGAAUGUAACCACAGUCCUAGAAUGAAUUGAUCCUAUAUACCGAUGUAGACGUGAGGAAAGCUAAACCACCACAUCUGAUUGGCUUGAAGAUUCAAUAGAAAAUAUUGAUCAACGGCCCACUGAUCCCAUACAGGUGAAAUGGAAGUAAUUCCUCUCUUCCUCUCCCUGUCCAAGGAAAUGAGGUGAUGAUGUAAUCAUGUAAGGUAAGUUGUUGUGAUGGUAAUAUAUGGAAAGUUCCGGUACAGAAGUAUCUGCCAUGCUGAGCCAUGCUUUCACACCACUGGAGUAUGACUGCAGCUUUAACCUUGUUUUUCUGUAUAUUUUAUGUUUUAUGUUUCACAAAACAUCUCAACUGAUAUAGGAAAAACUACAACCAAUGCAUUCUUUUAUCACUGUUUUUUCCAUGGUACUGUAAAAAAAAUUGCAAAGAAGAGCAAAAAAAAAGUCAUUUAAAGAAGAAUAUAACCUGCCGGCCACCGCCUGCACAGAAUCUAUGUAACUAAUAGGAACCUGUCAAGGAAUAAAUUGCUGCCUUUUUCUUGUACAAAAGAGAAAUUUAUGAGAAACCUCUGCAGUGAGGAAUGUGAUAUUGUGUUUAUAUUUCUGAAAUGGACCUGAUGAUUCAUGGGAAAUAUGUUAAUGUACUCUGAAUCAGGUAUGUAAAGACAUUCUAAAAAUGGACGACUGUAUUUGUUCAAUUAGAAACUGUUUGUUGGUUUGAAUAUCUCUUGAUGGUUAGCCUGCCUUUGUAUUAUAAAGCACUUGUAUGCA